This is a messenger RNA of Pneumocystis carinii B80, 1218 nucleotides long. RefSeq lists its product as hypothetical. The record is from RefSeq and is a predicted model, not a curated record. Gene Ontology annotation, cellular component: nucleolus. Gene Ontology annotation, biological process: ribosomal large subunit biogenesis; ribosomal small subunit biogenesis. Bases 1 to 1218 code for a protein of 405 amino acids. The transcript is spliced from 5 exons. Lineage: Eukaryota; Fungi; Ascomycota; Pneumocystomycetes; Pneumocystales; Pneumocystaceae. Gene Ontology annotation, molecular function: DNA binding; RNA binding.
AUGUUUAACAGCCAUAAGGAACGUAUAAGAACAAAUAAUAGGGAAUUUGAAGCACUUAUUUCUUUAAUACCAGAAAAAUAUUAUUAUAAUGAAACGCUCAAGAAUUCAUCAAAUAAGCGUAAAAGAACGAAAGAAGAAUCAAAAUAUCUUAAAAAAUUGAAGCUUUAUCCUGAAUCAUAUAAAAAUAUAGAUAAUAUUAAUAAAGAAUUAAAUAAUGGAGAAAAACAGCGAUUGAACAAUAUCAAUUGUGUUAUAAAUGAAGAGAAUGGAAGUUUGAAUAUAUCAGAAGGAAAAAAAUCAAAAAAAAAAGAAGAAAAAAUAAAUGAAAACAAAGUAUUUGAAGUGACUUCAAAAAUCCCCCCCCAAAAAGAAGAGGAAGUGAAUAAAAAGGUUUUGGAAGAUAAGACGGAGGUCAUUGUUAUGGAAAAUGGAAAAAAUGAUAUAAAAAAGGAAGAAACAUGUAUAAAAGAAGUAUCUAAAAAAUCAGAAGAAAAAUCACCAGAUAUUUUUGAUCUUCGUUUGAAAUUAGCAUCACGUAUUGAACAACUACGUGCAAAUAGGAAAACGUCAAAGGAUGGGAUUGAUAGUUCUGCGAAAAAUAGGGAUUCUAUUCUUGAAACAAGAAAAAAAAAGAGAAAUCGUGAUCAAAAAAGAAUAUUAACAAAAAUGAAACAAAAAGAAGCACUAGGUAAUGCACAAAAACAUAGAAAUUUAUCUGUUGGUUCGUUAGAAAAUCAUAAAUCAUCAAUUAAAUCCGAAGAAACUAAUCUUAUGUAUGGAAAAAUAACCUUUGAAUCUGAUAAUGAAGACAAACAUGAAUCAGGUCGAAAAAAACAUAAUUCUAUGGAUUUAGCUAGUGCUAUUCGUCAUUUAGAAGCAAAAAAGCAACGACUAAGUCAAUUGAGUGAUGAAAAGAAAAAAGAGAUUAUGAUCUCUGAUGCAUGGAAAAAGGCCUUUUUACAAUCUCAAGGUGAAAAAGUCAAAGAUAAUGAAGCCUUAUUGAAAAAAUCACUAAAAUGGCAAGAAAGAAAGAAAGAAAAAAGCGCUAAAGCAUGGAAUGAAAAACAUAUUCAACUCUUAAAAACAAAACAAUUAAGACAGAAAAAAAGAGAUGAAAAUAUAAAACUUUACAAAACAUCACAAAAAAAAAAACAUUCUACAAAAACACAACAAAGACCCGGAUUCGAAGGUUCCUUACGUAUUAAAAGAAGAAAAUAG